UUUUUUGCUAGCGUUCAUUUGCUUGCUGUGUUUUUUAUUUUUGCGAGCACUUUCUCAUCAAACGGAAAGGAAAAUGGCUCGAGUUUUCGGAUAGAUAAGUUAGCAUCAUCUUGGGCUAUUCGUAUUCCUUCACAAGAAGGAAAUGACGAUGCGUGUUUAGCUAAAAUUGCGAAAACUAUUGCAAAAGAAACCGGCUUGGCUUAUCAUGGUCAAAUUGGUGGUUUACGCGGCCAUUUUCUUCUUGUACAUGAAAGUUUUUACAAUGGAUUUGAAACUGAUGCUGCAGCUUUGGACAAGAUAACCCAGCAGUUGUAUAAACAUCCUGAAAUAAAAUGGUCAAAGAGGGAAAGAAUUGUAAAACGAUAUAAGAGAAGCUUAAGAUUUAAAGAUCAAUACUUCCCGAACCAAUGGCAUUUAAACAACCUACAAUUUAUUGGCCAUGAUAUAAAUGUCACGACUAUCUGGGAACAUGAUAUUAUUGGAACAGGAAUUGUAGUUGCCAUUGUCGAUGAUGGUGUAGAAUGGUCAAAUCCUGAUAUAUUUGAAAAUUACUCAUCAGAAGGAAGUUGGGAUCUAAAUUCUAAUGAUCCUGAUCCAACACCUCGUGCGGAUGAUGUUGGUUUGAACCAUCAUGGUACGAGAUGUGCUGGUGAAAUUGCAGCAGUAGCAAACACAUAUUGUGCUGUUGGUGUUGCUUAUGGAGCUAAAGUUUCAGGUGUUCGCAUUUUGGAUGGUCCUAUGACAGAUAGCCUUGAAGCAAUGGCAUUCAACAUGAAAAACCAAGUUAAUGACAUCUACAGCUGUAGCUGGGGUCCAGAUGAUAAUGGGAAAACCGUAGACGGUCCACAUCGUCUGGCACAGGCUGCCAUUGCUCAUGGUGUGAGAGAAGGUCGAGGUGGACUGGGAAGCAUUUAUGUUGUUGCAUCAGGGAAUGGAGGGAUUUAUAAGGAUAACUGUAACUUUGAUGGAUAUGCUAAUUCUAUCUUUACUGUGACUAUAGGUGCUGUAGAUGAAAGUGGUAAAAUGCCUUAUUAUGCAGAGAAUUGUGCUUCAAUGUUGGCUGUUACUUACAGUAGUGGAAAAACACCCUUGAGAAACAUUGUGACCACUGAUUGGAGAAUGGGUUCUGGAAGUGGAUGUACAAACAGACAUACGGGAACCUCGGCCGCUGCACCAUUGGCCGCUGGAAUGUUGGCUUUAGCUCUACAAGUUAGAUGGUGCUUGUCUUGGCGAGAUAUUCAACAUUUGAUUGUCUACUCAGCAGUUAAGCAUGAUGUUGAUCCUCUUGAUUACACGACGAAUGAUGCACAGUUUCAUCACAGUUAUAAAUAUGGUUUUGGUGUAAUGGACUCCUGGCGUUUGGUCAAUCUUGCUAAGGUUUGGAACUCAGUCCCCUGGAUGACAUCAUGGUCGACGCCCAUUGUUCAUGUUAACCAAUACAUACCAAGCACAACCAAUCAAGUGGUUCAGGAGUACAUAGUGCAAAAGAAAGACCUCGUUGAACUGUCGACUUUGGAACAUGUGACAUUGACUGUAAAUAUCGAUCAUAAAUACCGUGGUAGCAUAUUAAUAUCAUUGAUAUCACCAGCUGGAACGGAGUCUGAACUAGCCACGGAACGACAACAAGACAGAUCUUCAGAAGGAUUCGUUGAUUGGACAUUUUCGACUGUUAGAUGUUGGGGUGAAAAACCUUACGGAUUAUGGCAAAUAUUGAUUGUUAAUUCAGGUCUUGAUAGUCAUUCUCGGGGCUUCGUCAGAAACUGGCGAAUGACGUUAUACGGCUCAUCAUUAACGUCCGACGAUAUCAAAAAAAGACAAAUGUUGGCUAUGAAGGCAUUCAGUGGGCAUUUCCUUGAAAACAAUGUAACCACUCCUUGUGUAAAGACGUCCUCGCCUCAUGAUGAGAGCGUCAUCAGUUCUAAACUAUUAACGAUAUUGUUGCUGGUCAGCGGUUUCUGUGUGUUGAUGGCCGUAUACUACGUCUUAGAUAUCAUAUGUUGUGCACACGAGAGACCACCUCCUGAAGAGAUCAGCGAAAGCGGCUUUACGACACAUGAGCCUGCGAUCGUUUCCGUUACUUCAAGUAGUAUCGAAGAUAGCCCAAAUACUUCGUUAGAGAUAUGUAGUCGGUUUAAUAACGAUGAGGACAGCAUAAGACUGAGUCAUUUAUUGGAACGAGGAGACAGUUAUCGUGAAAGUUCUUCACAAGCAACUGCAUCAAACGCAUCAGAAGAUUUUAUUGAUGAUAGCCUUUCCAAGACUUUUGACGACAACGAUUUAGUUGUUGGUGUUGACGAUUUUAAGAAACGCCUUCAGUACGCUAUGACCAAGAGCUUAAUACUUCAAGAAAAACAGAUGAGAGAUAUUGAAAGUUUGGAAGAAGCACUGGGGCUUGUGGAUCCAGUUUCGGUAAAAUCAACUGUUCUGACGUCAAAUGAAAAUACUGCAGAAAUACGGAAACCUUUGAAAGAAAGAAGUACCUCAGUCACGUGAUUUGACGAUGACAAAAUGCGAAUUGGCCAAAUGCAACACAGACAUGGAAAAAUCCACUUUCCUAUGUGAUCAUUGACAACUGGAAUGAUUGUUGUUACUGCUACAGGCUGAGAAACAUGUACCUCCAAUGACUUGAUGAUGGCAACAAGACCAAUUGGCCAAAUAGGACAAAACAGACAGGAAAAAAUAGACAGUCCCAAGUGAUCGUUGACGACUGGAACCAUUAUAGCUGAAUGCUGAGAAAGAAGUACAUCAGUCAGGUGACUUGACGAUGACAAAUUGCGAAUUGGCCAACUGCAACACAGACUAGCAAAAAUCCACUUUCCCAUAUGAUCAUUGACAACUGGAAUGAUUGUUGUUACUGCUACAGGCUGAGAAACAUGUACCUCCAAUGACUUGAUGAUGGCAACAAGACCAAUUGGCCAAAUAGGACAAAACAGACAGGAAAAAAUAGACAGUCCCAAGUGAUCGUUGACGACUGGAACCAUUAUAGCUGAAGGCUGAGAAAGAAGUACAUCAGUCAGGUGACUUGACGAUGACAAAUUGCGAAUUGGCCAACUGCAACACAGACUAGCAAAAAUCCACUUUCCCAUAUGAUCAUUGACAACUGGAAUGAUUGUUGUUACUGCUACAGGCUGAGAAACAUGUACCUCCAAUGACUUGAUGAUGGCAACAAGACCAAUUGGCCAAAUAGGACAAAACAGACAGGAAAAAAUAGACAGUACCAAGUGAUCGUUGACGACUGGAACCAUUAUAGCUGAAGUCUGAGGUUGGUUCUAA
This is a messenger RNA of Xenia sp. Carnegie-2017, 3273 nucleotides long. RefSeq names its product proprotein convertase subtilisin/kexin type 7-like. Lineage: Eukaryota; Metazoa; Cnidaria; Anthozoa; Malacalcyonacea; Xeniidae. The transcript is spliced from 24 exons. Gene Ontology annotation, biological process: protein processing. The annotation marks the transcript as partial. Gene Ontology annotation, molecular function: serine-type endopeptidase activity. Gene Ontology annotation, cellular component: trans-Golgi network; Golgi membrane. The record is from RefSeq and is a predicted model, not a curated record.